Molecule: messenger RNA, 472 nt
Organism: Salvelinus sp. IW2-2015
Lineage: Eukaryota; Metazoa; Chordata; Actinopteri; Salmoniformes; Salmonidae
Product: serine/threonine-protein kinase 32C-like
Biological process (GO): protein phosphorylation
Molecular function (GO): protein kinase activity; ATP binding
Source: RefSeq, a predicted model, not a curated record
AUUUAACUGCCGAAAAUGCUGUUGGCAAGGUAAUUUCCUUAAUAUGCGAUGUGAGAGUUCAGCAUAUGGGAGAAGUCGGAGCUCAGAGAUGGUAGACAUGUUUCCCACUAACCAAUAAAAUUAGAUGUUAUGAAUGCACCAUAAGCACGAUAUCUUCACAGGCCACGCCCACCUGACAGACUUCAACGUUGCUACAAUAAUCAAGGAUGGAGAGAGGGCCACUGCCUUAGCUGGAACCAAGCCCUACAUGGCACCAGAGAUCUUCCAGUCCUUUGUGAGUGGGGGGACGGGUUAUGCCUUUGAGGUGGACUGGUGGUCACUAGGCGUGACUGUCUUCGAGGUGCUGCGUGGAUGGAGACCCUAUGAAAUCCAUGCCAGUAACUCAGUGGAGUCUUUAAUGCAGCUCUUCAGUACCGUCAGUGUGCAGUACAACACCGCCUGGCCCAAGGACCUGGUCCAUCUCAUGAGGAAG